Saprolegnia diclina VS20 is the source of this 585-nucleotide messenger RNA. RefSeq lists its product as hypothetical. Bases 20 to 379 code for a protein of 119 amino acids. The transcript has a single exon. NCBI's taxonomy places the organism in Eukaryota, Oomycota, Saprolegniomycetes, Saprolegniales, Saprolegniaceae. The record is from RefSeq and is a predicted model, not a curated record.
CGCAGAGAUACUACGAUCGAUGAACGUCUCUCUCCCGCCACUACGCUCCGCGGUCGAAGCCCAGGAUCUACUGGCGCUGAAGCUGUGCGUCCCCAACGCGACUCGUCAAGCAAUCGACGCGGCCAUGUUCCUCGCGAUCGAACGCGGUCAUCUUGGCGUCGUACUGAGCCUCUUGGAGCACACGCGCGUCCGGUAUGUGUACGUCGAGCACGCGGUGGCUUGUGGCCAGGUGCGCAUCGCACUGCAUCUGAACCAGCGCGCUGGCGAUGCCGUGUGUGCUGUUACGAGCCCGACGACUUGCCCGCGAAAUGAAAAAGAGGAUGAUCGCCCGGCGAUGUGGUCGCUGGCCAAGCACUUGCUCUCGAGCCCGGCCGUGUGAACGAGUCGGAAGUGUAUGCGUCGUUGACAGUGGGAUAUGUUGACAUCCUUGUCCGCCGAGCAAAACCAUAAUAUUACAAAGACGCAGUCACGCUGGCUGUCACACGCUGCUGCUGCUCCAAUCGGAUGAGAAAAGCGACUCUGCGUUUUGGACCAGAGGCAGCUGGCAAACGGAUCUUUCCGUGACUUGCGUGUCAAGAAAUUUUC